GCCGGGCCGGGGCCGCCCCCGCCGGCGGCGGCUGCGGGCGAGCCCCCGCCCCCCGCCUAGCCCCGCCGCGGGGAGAGGAGGCGGCGGCCGCCCCGCCGUGCCCUGCCCUGCCCGCCGGGGCCGCGGCGGGGCAGCUCCUCCUCCAUGCGCCGCGGCUGCCCGCCGCCCCGCAGCGCCCGCGCCCGGCCGCCCCGCGGGGGGCAGGAGGAGGCGGCGCCGCCCCGGCCGCGCCGUGAGGGGCCCGGCAGAGGAUGCCGGCGGGCGGCGGCGGCGGGGCGGCUGCGCGGCCCCCCGGCGGGUCGCGCUCUCUCAGCCCCGCCGCCCUGUCCCGCAGCCUGUCCCGCCUGCGGCAGCACCGCGCCCGCUCGCGGGCCAUGCUGGCCCUGGGGGUCACGCAGAUGGUGCUCGGCUGCCUCAUCGUGGCCGUCAGCUUCGCCGCCCUGGCGCUCACCACCUCGGCCCGCGUCCGCCACUCCUGCCCCUUCUGGGCCGGCUUCUCGGUGCUGUUGUCAGGAUUGAUUGGUGUUGUUUCAUGGAAGAGGCCCCUUUCACUUGUGAUAACCUUUUUCAUGCUGCUGUCUGCAGUGUGCGUAAUGCUGAACUUGGCUGGUUCCAUUCUCUCUUGUCAGAACGCUCAGCUGGUGAAGUCCCUGGAAGGAUGUCAGUUGAUUAAAUUUGACAGUGAUGGUGUCUGUGUUUGCUGUGAAAUGCAGCAUCAAACAUCAGGCUGCAGUAACUUGGGAGAAACGUUGAAACUGAACCCCCUGCAGGAGUGUAAUGUUGUGAGGCUGACCCUAAAGGACCUGUUGUUCAGUGUGUGCGCUCUCAAUAUCAUCUCCACCAUUGUCUGUGCUUUGGCAACAGCAAUGUGUUGCAUGCAGAUGGUUUCUUCUGAUCUUCUGCAAAUGCAGGAUGAUAUCACACAGUUUCUGCCGCAGAGGCCGCAUUCUACCAAUCCUGACUGCAUGACUCCACAUGGAACUAUCCUGCAUCAAACCUUGGAUUUUGAUGAGUUCAUACCACCAAUACCGCCUCCACCCUACUACCCACCAGAAUACACCUGCACACCAGUGAUAGAGGCGCAGAGAAGUCUCCAUUUGGACUUUCCUCAUUCCCCAUUCAGUGCUUUAUAUGAAGUAACCAUUAACAGCCCAGGAAUGCUGUAUCCAACUGAGCUGCCCCCUCCUUAUGAGGCAGUGAUUGGAGAGACGCCUGCCAGCCAGGUCACUGGUACUGAUCAGCAAGUGUCCGAGUCAAGCUUGGGUGAGAGGAACAUGACCCCGGACUUCAGCACACAAGUUUCUGCUGAGAGUGCUGCUUUGACGGUCUCUGAGGCUGUUGAUAUCCCAGGCCAUAGCUACUCCUCCGAAGAUCUUUGUUCGCUGGAAGUUCAAGGAUCUCUCCAUUCGACAGAUCUUUCUCCCUGCUCUACAACCCCCAAAGGGGCUACGGAGCAGAGCUGCAGCACCCUGGAUUGCAGCACCCGCUGCAGGUUCCACAGAGCUCGCUCAGAGGGUGUUCCUCAUGAGGAUGACAGUUCCCACAGCCGGGCCUCUACAGACAUGUCUCAAGGACAGGAAAAGAACUGUGCCCACAGCAGGUCCUUGGACUGUUCCUCAGAGAAUUUCAGCCCCUCUGAAAGAGAACUGCAGCGUUCUGCUCAAGAGAGCAGUGCCACACCGCCUUUGAAGCAAAAGAGAAUCUGCUGUGCAGACUUCAGCCAGCCUCCUGUCCCUUCCCAGACCUCUCCCUUGUUUGGGCCUGCAAAUACUUCAUCAUAUGUGAGCGGCCACGAGAGUGCUGUCCGACAGCAUCACAUUACAAAAUACCGAAUUUCAAAUAUAGUCCGAUCAACUAGUGACCCUGUAUCGUGUUCGUCUUACACAGAAGGUGAUAAUUGUGCCUGGACUCCUGUAUGUAGCCGUCAAGAGGCAGGAUUAUCUCCAGCUGCAUUAGAAACAGUUCCUGUUUCUGGUUCUCAUAUGGCUGCCUCUGCUUGUCAGCAUUCUUUGAGCAGUUUCCUACCAACUGGAAGACAGAGGGAUACAAGGAAAAUUGACCUGCACCUAAAGCCAAAGGCUUGGCAUGCAGUCUCAAAAGAGCGACCACACUCUUUAGUGGACCUUAAGGCCUAUAAAGACACAAAAAUUUUAGUGGCAAAAUUUUUGGAACAUUCAAACUGUAAUCUCCCUCCAGAAGUACGUCACGUAGUGAACAGCAUACGAUCAGUAAUAAAAUCUGAUGAGAGACACAUGGAAGAAGCCAUCUUCAGUGCCAAUGUUAUAGACCAGGUAAUUACAAGUUCCCAGCAGAAUGUGAAUACCUCUAGAAAGCGACUUCAAGAAGAUCUUCAUCUUCAGAGCUGUGGUGCUCUGAGCUCUCCCGUUGCCUUCUUACGUAGGUCCCAUAUCACUCGCAGCUUAGAGCGGGACAGGCCUCACAGUUUAAUUGGAGUUUGCCGGGAGACCAUCCUUUGAUAAUAUUUGCAGGCUGUUCUCAGCGUAGUGAAGUAUGACCACCUGUUUCCUGGGCCUCUCAGGCUGGAAAAGGACACUCUGCUCUCCAGAGCCACUGCUUGUCUCCAUGUUUUCCAGUGCUGCUGGCCAUAGAGAGCUUAGGAUGAAGGCGGCAAGUCAGGCCCCUGCUUCAACUGGCACCUGGAGGUACCAGUAGAUUUACAUUCACCAGGCAUACUCCCAGCAGAUGCUGCUACUUAAAAUGCAACCUGCUAUACAGGCAGAAAAAAGUCUCAGUCCAGUAUGGGGAAUUUAAAAGAGUGUUUCCUCCUCAGCAACAGUACCUGUGCUGCAGCAGGGCCCUCCCUGACAAGCCAGAAAGCUGUAUACUAGAUAGAAAUUGUUGGGAAAUUAUUUCAGAAGACUACACUUGUGCAGCACAUAAGGCAGCUAAUAUAUAGCUUGGAAUAUAUAGUCUGGAACUGAGCAGAGCUUAGCAGUGCUGAGAUUUACCUUUGCUUGGAGGAAAAUAAAUGAGCGCUAGAACAUCCAGCGAUGGCUGUUUCUGCAGUUACUGUCAACGGUUAGAAUCAUAUGCCAAGAAUUAUUAUUUGCUGAGAUCUGGUAAUUUGCUCAGAGCUAAAUACAAGUAUGAUACGAUGUGGCUUGUGUCCCAGUGAGUUUUAAUUCAGAAACACAGUAUGUGGGGAGAUGGCCAAACUGGAACAUAUUGAAGGUGAAACAUUGUCUGUGGUUGACCAGAACCUUUUCUGUAUGACAAUAAUAGUUUCUUUUAAAUUUGUCUUCACAAAUAACAAUGCUAUAAAAAAUUAAAUCCCUUCUUACUCCACAUUCAGGUUGUUUGAUAUGGAGAGCAAAAAUAUAUAGUUCUUUUUUGUUUAUAGAAGGCCUUUCCCAGCUUUCUGAAAAAAAAAACAAAACCACUUUCUCUUGCACUGAAACUUAUCUUUCACCACGCUAUCAUUAGUGGCUUUAGCUACUGUGGUUCGUACACUGUUUCUGAUGGACUUUUAUGCGACAGAGGCACCAUCAGGACCCUUCAUAGAAUUACAUCUCGAAUUUCAGUCACGUACAGUAUAUUGUUUUGCAGGUAGUCUGCCUUCUAAUAUAGCUGAUAAGAUAAGCUGUACUACAUAGAUCUUCUCUUUUAUAGAAAGCUUCUCAGUUCAUCUCUCACUGUUAUAUUAACAGUUUGCUCCUUGCUGUUGGGGAUUGUAUGCAGUAAUCUGAAAGGACAAAAAGUACAAUGUGCCAAAAGAAACCCUGUAAAUAUAUUUUUCACAGUAUAAAAGAAAAUAUAGAGACUGUACAGCCAGCUGAAAUAAAAGCUUUCAACGCAAAUGGGAAUGUGACCUCUCCCCCCACUGGCAUAAAGGAAAAGAUAAUGGCUUGCAUAUCUCUCCAGAGCACCUUUCAUUGCCUGGCUCUCGGAGCGCUUUUAAUACCAUCAGUGAAUUUCUUCUCUCUGACAGCCUCCGACAUAGGAAGCGAUCUCUUAUCUUCGUUCCAGAAUGUGAUCCCUCUCUAGGGAAGGGAGUCAGCUUCCUUUUUGUGCACAUUAACGAUUUUAAUGAGGUUGAAAGAGAAGCAGAUAUAGAGCCCAAAUGGCUCUGCCUAGCCUCACAGAUCCUGUUAAGCUAGAGACAGAGUGCAGAUGUAAAGAAAUAUACUGUAUGUAAAGCACACGUUCACGUGGCUCCUGUAUUUGCAAGUGGCUGACUCAAAGCAGCCUUAAGACUUCUGUCUCCAGGCAGCGGAGCUCUGGCAGAUUAGGCUGCCAAGUUUAAGCUCAGCAGUACCUCUAAGUAAAUAUGAUUCUGUUCAACCAGGAUUGUUUAGCCUGCUAUACUUGUUGAACACAGAGACUGCUGUAAUAUUAUUAAAUAAAGCAUGAUGGAUCUGGAUCUUCUCGUAAGCAAGAGCCUAUACUUCAUUUACUGUGUAAACUGAAGGGGAAAAAAAAAAAAAGAAAAAAAGAAGAAAGGUGUAAACCAUUCUGGUUCCAUCCAUUCAGCUGUUAGAAAUUCUGCAAUGUCUUAGACAAGCUGCAGUGCAUCACAUGUGAAACUUCAGUAACUUCACAAUCAGUUUUAUUGCAACUGCCCAUUGUGUAGCAAAACAUUAAGGCUAGAACAGUGCAAGGCAAACUGAAUGUUUACUCUGUGUAAAUGCCUUAAAUAUAACCUAUUAAAGCAGGUUUCUCCUUAUCUCACUCCUAUAUUACUCUAUUUAAACCCUGUGUAUUUGUUCCCAGAACAGUUUAAAUAUAUAAACAAAGGCAUGGAAGAAAGAAUAAACUGUCCAUUCUGUUAAGUUUUACCUAGUUUUACUGUGUUUUUAGAUAGAAUUGUGCUAGGCUAGGGAUGGUGUAGAUACGCUUCUCAGAGAAAGUAUCUGAGAUCUAGACUGAGAAGUGGUGCCUUGUCAGCACUAAAAAUACAGCUGGUAAUACACAGAUUUUUUUGUAAUCUAGGGAAAAAGAUAAUGAUGUGAUAGAAGAGGACCACUUGUAUUUAAAUAUCAUAAUUUUAAAAGAAGUGUAG
This is a messenger RNA of Chroicocephalus ridibundus (black-headed gull), 5020 nucleotides long. It is a transcript of the gene ENTREP2, whose product is annotated as endosomal transmembrane epsin interactor 2. NCBI's taxonomy places the organism in Eukaryota, Metazoa, Chordata, Aves, Charadriiformes, Laridae. The transcript is spliced from 14 exons. Gene Ontology annotation, cellular component: membrane. The record is from RefSeq and is a predicted model, not a curated record. The coding region runs from base 252 to 2477 and encodes 741 amino acids.